GUCCUGCCGCUGCUGAUGGAGAAGCGGUGCUAGUUAGCGAGUUUGGCUUAGCGGCGCUGAGGACAUAUUUCCAUUUAGGCUAAUACAGAUAAAUAUUCUUAUGUUCCGGGUGGAGUUUCUCUUCGUUUAAUCAGAAAUGUUCUCUCUGUCGUCCACAGUACAACCGCAGGUAACAGUUCCACUGAGUCACCUCAUCAAUGCCCUGCACUCUUUGAAGGGUUCGGUGAGCUGCAGCAGCUCAGUGAAGCCUCAGCACAGAGAAAAUGCUCAAGAACAAGACCCACACAUCACAGAGCCCUCAUGGAACCUCAGGGACCUUGGAUUGACAGAUCUGGGUGUAGGUCAGCUGGAUGAGCUUGUGGACAGACUGUUGCCGUAUGUGACGCAGGUGUCGUCACCACCCUCUAGAGCAGAAUCAAACCCCUGGAAGGCCUCCUACCUUUCCACGGACUCCUUCUUUCACAAUAAAUAUGGUUUCUCAGUUGCUAAGAUGGGCGGUAUUUCACCUGUUUUUUGCAAAAAGAGCCCUUCCCCUCUUCAGACAGUGUGUACAGAUUUGAAGUUCUGGCCAGUAUGGGUCCAAAAUCGAGGAUUUAAAACCUUGAAGUCCAAAACAAGGCGCCUCCAGGGUGGUUUUGACCGCCCAGUGGACACUGAUGCAUUCACUCCAUCUUUUAUGAAGGGACUUCUUACACGGGACAAAGGGCAAGAUGUGGAGACCUUAGACAAGCUUUUGAAAGUCAAAAACAUUCCUGACGCCCAUCACGAUGCUUUCAAGACUGGUUUUGCCGAGGGCUUCUUGAAAGCUCAGGCUCUUAGUCAGAGAACACAAGAAUCAUUGAGGAGGACACGGCUGAUCUUGUUGGUCCUGUUGCUGGUGGGAUUGUAUGGAUUGUCCAAAACACCAUUUCUAUCGGUGCGGUUCCGAACCACAUCAGGCCUGGAUUCGGCAGUGGACCCUGUCCAAAUGAAAAAUGUCACUUUCGAGCAUGUCAAAGGUGUGGAGGAGGCCAAGAACGAGCUGCAGGAAGUAGUGGCGUUCCUCAGGAACCCACAGAAGUUCACCGCCCUGGGAGGCAAGCUGCCCAAAGGAAUCUUGCUGGUGGGACCUCCAGGAACAGGGAAAACUCUGCUGGCUCGGGCUGUGGCAGGGGAGGCCGAUGUGCCUUUCUACUAUGCCUCUGGAUCAGAGUUUGAUGAGAUGUUUGUUGGGGUUGGUGCUAGCCGGAUCAGGAAUCUUUUUCGUGAGGCUAAAGCAAAUGCCCCCUGUGUGAUUUUCAUUGAUGAGCUGGACAGCGUGGGAGGGAAGAGGAUUGAGUCACCGAUGCACCCUUAUUCUAGACAGACCAUUAACCAACUUCUGGCUGAGAUGGAUGGGUUUAAACCAAACGAAGGUGUCAUCAUUAUUGGUGCUACAAACUUCCCUGAAGCUUUGGAUAAUGCUCUGAUCCGCCCGGGGCGGUUUGAUAUGCAAGUCACUGUACCCAAACCAGACGUGAAGGGACGUACAGAGAUCCUCAAAUGGUACCUCAAAAAAAUCAAAGUAGACCCAGCGGUGGAGGCUGAGAUCAUUGCCAGAGGAACAGUGGGGUUCUCUGGAGCUGACCUGGAGAACCUGGUAAACCAGGCUGCCCUGAAAGCUGCUGUGGAUGGCAAGGACAUGGUGACGAUGAAGGAGCUAGAGUUUGCCAAGGACAAGAUCCUAAUGGGCCCGGAGCGCCGGAGUGCUGAGAUAGAUAAAAAGAACAAAGUGAUCACAGCCUACCACGAAUCAGGCCAUGCUAUCAUUGCAUACUACACCAAAGAUGCCAUGCCCAUCAACAAGGCAACCAUUAUGCCAAGAGGACCCACUCUGGGUCAUGUCUCUAUGCUGCCAGAGAAUGACCGCUGGAGUGAAACCAGAGCUCAGUUACUGGCACAGAUGGACGUCAGCAUGGGUGGCCGAGUGGCAGAGGAGCUCAUCUUUGGAAAUGAGUACAUUACCACAGGUGCAUCAAGUGAUUUUGACAGCGCUACUAAAAUAGCCGAAUUGAUGGUGACAAGGUUCGGCAUGAGUGACAAGCUGGGUGUCAUGACUUACACUGAUGUUGCCAAGCGGAGCCCAGAAACACAGGCAGCUAUUGAACAGGAAGUCAGGUCGCUUUUGAGGGAUUCAUACGAGCGGGCUAAAACGCUCCUGAAGUCUCGUGCAAAAGAGCACAAAAACUUGGCGGAAGCUUUGCUGAGAUACGAGACGCUGGACGCCAAAGAGAUCCAGAUGGUCUUGGAGGGGAAAACGUUAGAAAUCAGAUGAGAGACUUGCAUAGUAUGAAAACUCACAAAUGUACAUAUGCAGUAGACGAUCUAAGCUUUACCCAGAGAAAGUAUUUACACAAGCCUCAUCAUAUAUUUUCUGAGCCAGCUUUCAAGAGGUUUAUGCUGUCUGUAUAGCUGAAUGAUAAGCACUAUACAUUGUUUGUGACUAUUCCCUGUCAUAUUUGCUCUCCGUAUAAUGCGUUUGGACUGUUUUUGAACAGCUCUUAUUUCUUUGCUACACUGAUAUUGUCUGCAACCGCUAGUGGCCACAAGUAGAGGGAGUCCAUGUGCAGAGAAAACAUGUCAUUAUGCACAAAUCUGAACUCCAGUUUAGCCACAGUCUGAGUUUUGUUGAGUAGGUCUCACGGUGGCCUUCAGAAAAUUGUAAGGGAAUGUACAGAAUGUCACUGUGGGACUAAAGAAUGUCUCAAGGCACUUUGGUAAGUGGAAUACUUACAGUUUUGUAUGUUAAGGACAUGUACUGUUUUAGUUUACCUGCUUGUGAAUAGUCCUGCUUCAAAGGUUUUUGAGUCACUUUGUAAUUCUUCAGUCUGGACACUUAACUGUCGUGUUGCUUCUUCAGAAUUCCACCGUCUUUUCAUUGGCAGGUUCACCAAAGAUAAGUUUCAUUACCUGCAAACUAAAAAAAUACAUUACUGUGUCAAAGACACCUCCCUUAGUUUACUUCAUUUCCAGUCAAAACAGCCAUUAAGUAGAAGUUACUCUUUUUUUUUUUUUUUUUUCAGGAGAUAUUUCCAAUGAGAUAUAAAAUAAUCUACUUGCAUAAAUGAGAGCCAAAGCAAAAUAAGUGGGGGAAAAAAAACUUGAAUUAAAAAAAAUGUUAAAAGCUAUGGAGAAAGUGUCUCGACUAGCAACUGU
Pygocentrus nattereri (red-bellied piranha) is the source of this 3174-nucleotide messenger RNA. It is a transcript of the gene yme1l1b, whose product is annotated as YME1-like 1b. Gene Ontology annotation, cellular component: mitochondrial inner membrane. The record is from RefSeq and is a predicted model, not a curated record. The transcript is spliced from 18 exons. Gene Ontology annotation, biological process: protein quality control for misfolded or incompletely synthesized proteins; mitochondrion organization. Gene Ontology annotation, molecular function: ATP binding; metalloendopeptidase activity; ATP hydrolysis activity. The coding region runs from base 137 to 2293 and encodes 718 amino acids. Lineage: Eukaryota; Metazoa; Chordata; Actinopteri; Characiformes; Serrasalmidae.